Molecule: messenger RNA, 1103 nt
Organism: Sodiomyces alkalinus F11
Lineage: Eukaryota; Fungi; Ascomycota; Sordariomycetes; Glomerellales; Plectosphaerellaceae
Product: Di-copper centre-containing protein
Exons: 5
Coding region: 105-842 (245 amino acids)
Molecular function (GO): oxidoreductase activity
Source: RefSeq, a predicted model, not a curated record
GUAUUCGCGGGGGCAAGACCAAGUUUGAUGAACUUCAGGCCUGCCAUGUUCUCCAGGCCGAGAUCACUCACCAUGUCGGCGCCUUUUUGCCGUUCCAUCGACUCAUGAUGUGGGCUCACGAGGAGCUCCUAGAGCAGGAGUGCGGGUGGACGGGGGGACAGCCGUACUGGCACGAGCAGAUCGACGCCGGACACUUCAUCAACUCCACCAUCCUUGAUCCGGUAUUGGGCUUCGGUGGUGACGGUGAUCGCACGGCGGACGAUUGCAUCCAAGACGGCCCCUUCGCCAACUACACGAACCAAGUCGGCGUCGGCUACGACGUGCGGGAGCAAUGCAUCACCCGUCGGGUCAAUGAGACGCGCAGCAUUGGCACGUCGCAGGAACGCGUCGACGAAUGUCUAGCGGAGGACACGUGGGAGGCUGCCUGGCCCUGCAUCGAGGGCCAGCCGCAUGGGGGAGGCCACGCUGGUAUUGGAGGCCAGAUGGCGAACCCCAUCUCGAGCCCCGGAGAUCCCCUCUUCUACCUCCACCACACCUGGCUGGAUAAGAUCUGGUGGGAUUGGCAGAAGAUGGACCUCCCCGCGCGCUUAUUUGAGAUGAGCGGCCAGAAUCUCCAGGGAGGAAACACUACCGGGGAUGCUCCCUGUGGAGGGGAGGUCAUCUUCCCGCCGCGUCCGGACGACGUCCCAGAGCCCGUGGUGGAGGGCGACCCCGGAUGCGCCACGACCCUGGACCAUGUGCUUCACAUGUUUGGCGUUGUUGAGGACCGCACUAUUCGGGAGGUGAUGGAUAUCCAUGGUCCCCUGCUCCGCUACGACUAUGUUGACCCUGAUGAGCCGUGAAUGGAAAAGCCGCGAGCGGCAGAGUUUUUGCGACUCGCAGAGCGCAUCAUGUGGGUAAGCGCGCAGGUCUCGGCGCAUCGUAACAUACCCACUUGGUAAGAGGACGUGAAAGGAUCGACGGGGAUUGAGACGCAUCGAGGCGGAUUGACUGGCGCUGCGCUGCAGGCGGGAAUCGUGUCUGGGUAGCGGAUCGUGCUCUCCGUGUCUCGACCCUCGCUCGCCCUUAUCCGUUGAGUCAUUGAUGCCGCCCCUUCCUUGCAC